Messenger RNA from Sphenostylis stenocarpa, 1143 nucleotides. The record is from the annotation of a GenBank genome assembly. Lineage: Eukaryota; Viridiplantae; Streptophyta; Magnoliopsida; Fabales; Fabaceae.
AUGUCUGACACCACUGGCCAGACCAUCAAGUGCAAAGCUGCAAUUUCAUGGGAGGCAGGGAAGCCGCUGGUGAUUGAAGAAGUAGAGGUGGCGCCACCCCAAGCAGGGGAAGUCCGUUUGAAGAUCCACUUCACCUCUCUUUGCCACACCGAUGUUUAUUUCUGGGAAGCCAAGGGCCAGACUCCAUUGUUUCCUCGCAUUUUUGGCCAUGAAGCUUCAGGCGUUGUGGAGAGCAUCGGCCAGGGUGUGACUCAUUUGCAACCAGGAGACCAUGCUCUCCCUGUGUUCACAGGAGAGUGUGGGGAAUGCGUUCAUUGUAAGUCAGAAGAGAGCAACAUGUGUGAGCUCCUUAGGAUCAACACCGAUAGGGGUGUCAUGAUCAGUGAUGGCAAAUCAAGGUUCUCUAAGGAUGGAAAACCCAUAUACCAUUUCUUGGGAACCUCUACAUUCAGUGAAUACACUGUUGUUCAUGCUGGAUGUGUUGCAAAGAUCAACCCUGCUGCUCCACUUGAUAAAUCUUGUGUUCUCAGUUGUGGAAUUUGCACAGGUCUUGGUGCUACUGUUAAUGUUGCGAAACCAAAACCUGGUUCGUCUGUUGUCAUUUUCGGACUUGGAGCUGUUGGCCUUGCAGCUGCAGAAGGGGCAAGGAUUUCAGGUGCUUCAAGAAUCAUUGGAGUUGAUUUAGUUCCAGCACGAUUUGAAGAAGCUAAGAAGUUUGGGGUUAAUGAGUUUGUGAACCCAAAGGAUCAUGAUAAACCUGUACAACAGGUAAUUGCUGAAAUGACCAAUGGAGGUGCUGAUCGGGCUAUUGAAUGCACUGGCAGCAUCCAGGCCAUGAUUUCAGCAUUUGAAUGUGUCCACGAUGGUUGGGGUCUUGCUGUACUUGUUGGUGUGCCUAAUAAAGAUGAUGCAUUCAAAACUGCUCCUAUUAACUUCCUGAAUGAGAGGACUCUUAAGGGCACCUUUUAUGGUAACUACAAACCACGCACUGAUCUUCCUUCUGUUGUGGAAAAGUACAUGAGUGGGGAACUACAAGUGGAUAAAUUCAUCACUCACUCAGUUCCAUUCUCAGAGAUCAACAAAGCAUUUGAUUACAUGCUGAAAGGACAGUCCAUUAGGUGUAUUAUCCGCAUGCAAGAGUAA